UGAGGCUGUUUUUAUUUGUUAUGUGGACAGUUUGUUCUGCUGUCACCGUGUAUCUGUGUCAAACUGAGCAGGAACUGGAUAAACAAGUUCGCCCCAUCUAAGAAGAAAAGAAAAGUUUGUGACGUCUGAUCGUUUUAAAUAGUUUUAAGUCUGAAAACUGUGACAGUUUGAGAGAGCACAUAUUUAAGGUGGCACAUUCACAUCAGCAUCUACAAGGUGUGCACCUGUUGCUGAUGUUGCCUUAAAGUCGUCAGUCUUCUCUGACUGACCCAAACACGACACAACCGACAGCCAGAGAUGGAGAGUGGAGCUCUGGGAGUGGAAACUAGCACUGCUGCAGAUCCCAGAGUGCAUUCAGACUCCAACGUAGCCUGUCUGCGGCGCCGGGCCUGGGCUCAGAGCAGGGACUCCAUCUGGCAGGAAUCAGGACCGGAGACAUGUGGCCCCCAGGAGCCACAACAGAACCAGAAGAACUCAGAGACACAGAGACCAUCAGAUGAACCAGGGCAAGUUCCCAACAACAUAGCCAGCUGGCUGAUUGAAUGCAGGACUCCCCUCGGUGCCUCUUUAGACGAUCAGAGUGCUUCUCCCAGCAGAGGGGCGCCGAGGAACGGCUGCAGCUUCGAAGAUGACCUUUCACUGGGAGCUGAAGCUAACCAUCUUCAGUCCAGUAACAAUAAAACUGAAUCCUGUUUUGGUCUUGUGGCGGAUCAAAAGAGGACUCAGUUUAAAGAGAGAGGAAGAAGUAUGAACUCCACAGGAUCAGGGAAGAGCAGCACUGUGUCCAGCGUGUCAGAGCUGCUGGACAUGUAUGAGGAGGACCCAGAGGAAAUCCUCUUAAACCUUGGUUUUGGUCGAGAAGAACCUGAUCUAGGCGCCAAGGUUCCUGCAAGGUUUUUCAACAGCUCCUCCACAGCUCGAGGCAUCGACAUCAAGGUCUACCUGGGAGCUCAGCUGCAGCGGAUGGAGCAAGAGAACCCCAACUAUGCUCUGACUAGCCGUUUCCGUCAGAUCGAGGUCCUGACUACAGUUGCCAACGAGUUCUUCCAGCUCUACAGUCAGGUUUCUGGUCAGCCCGUCCAGCGCAUCAGCUCCAGGGACCAAGGAGGAGAAGGGGAAGAAGGAGGCAGAGAUGAAUCCACUCCACCCCCUCUGAAGAAGACCAACUCGGCUCGUAACAUGGCCAAACUCCUCAAGAAAACCAUCACCAGACACAACCUGCACGCUGCCUCCUCAGAGUCGCCUCAAGCACCCGCACCUGACCAGCAAACAUUGCAGAAUGGACACGCAGUGACCAAUCACACACACAUCAAUGGCCACGCUCACACCGGUCCAGAACAGGACGGCUCCAGUACCGACCUAGACCACUUGGUGGACACAGUUAGUCCGAAACACAACCGCUGUUCUCUGGCAACUGUCACUGAGGAAACAAGUGGAGAUGGAGAUGAAAGUCCUGAACAGAGCACCGGUGGACCAGCAGCCGAUGGAGAGAACCAGCCAGAGAAGGACGAGAAUCUGACGUCAACCCCAGAAAAGGCUCCUCCGUCCCUGGCACCGCCUCAGCUGGCUCAGCUACGCAAUGAAAACGCAGACUCCUUCGACAUGGAAGAGAUUCAGAGUAAUGAGGAUGAAGCUGUGCCAUCCAGGUCUUCUAGAGGCAGCGACCUGUUGAGGACGGUCAGUCAGCAGUCAGACAGCAGCGGGUUUGCAGAGGAGCCCUCAGCCGACUCCAACAGUUACCUUAAGGUGCAGGAGAGCAGUGACAGCUGUGACAGUGAGACCACAGUGACAUCACACCCCUCACAAGAUGUGGCCACGCCCCUUGCACUUGACCACCCCAUCUUCAUUCUGCCAGAUGGGAAAGAGGAAGAGGCUGGUGGUGCAGCUGAGACUGAUGGGAAGAGUAGUUCCAGGGAAGAAGAUGAGCAUAAUGGGAGUUUAGAACAAAUUCCCCAGUACUCGGCUCAUCAGCUCCCCAGGAGGAGUCUAUCAGCAGCACCGCAGGAAGAGAGCCAUGAGGAGGAGCAAGUCCAGGAUGGAAACCAGGCUGAUUCGGAAUCUGGACUAGAACCGGAAAGGGUGCCUACUGCAGAACAAGAUCCACAACCAGAAGUAGAACAUGGCCAGAGUCAGCCUGCCCCAGAGCCAGAACACAGUCCAAACCAGACAGGAACAACCACAGAUACAGGACAACCCACAGAGGAAGCAGGCAGUGAGUCCCAAGAAGAGCAGGUUUUCUUGGAGGAUUCUGAUUUCGUGUUCCCUCCUCCUCCACCCUCUCCAGUUCUCAGUGCCCUAAACCGAGCCAAACAGCAUCGAUUUAGCCAGACAGGGCAGGGUGCAAACCCCAACCCCAGUGAUUCAGCUGAAUCUUCUGGAAGAGGACGAGGGCGAGGGCGGGGAAGAGGCUUCCCUCUUCAGAGGUCCUCCUCCCUGCCCUCUUCACUCCUCUCACCCUCCAGAAUAGUGUCUUCGAUCAGGAUUCAGUUCGGUCGAGGCCAGGCGUCCUGCACCCAACCAAGGUACUCCUUCAAAUACACCCAAGAGGACAGAGACGACAAGGAAGAUGAGGUGGGAGAAGAAGUAGAAAAAGGACAAUCAAACUGUUUGUCUACUCUGAUUAUAAACCCUUCCUCAUCGUCUGACUCUAAAAAACAACAAACAAGACUUCACCCAGAAACUCCCAUCCCACCCAAACCCAUCCCACGCUACUUGAUGAGGUCGUCCUUCUCCCUACAGAGCUCCAGCCCUCCCCCUGAUUGGUCACCAGGUAGACACAACCAAUCCUGGAGCACCCAAAGCAAUCCUGAUCUCUCCUCCAGCCAGCAGCAGCCCAGCCAAUUCCAGCAAAAUUUGAGCUCCCAUCAAAACCAGCAAAGUUGGACGCCAGGGCAGAUGGUGUACCCUAAUCCUAAUCCCAGUCCACCUGCACAGUACUUAAACCCAAGCCCGAACCCUAGUCCCAGCCUUAACCCUAACCCAUAUCCCUUCACUCUUAACCCUCCUCCACUGCACCCCACACAUCUACAUCCAUAUGGCAGCCUUCCUAAUCUCCUUCCCCAGCCCAACCCGUCUAUGCUCCAUCAUUCCAGCCUUACCAGCCUCCAUCAUCCUUCAACACCAUCAUUCCCCCAGCAUGCCAGCCUUUCCAAUUUACAUCAUCCGGCAACUUCCACAACUCCGCAUCCUGCGAGCAUGGGCAACCUGCAUCCAACAGUAAUGCCCCACCAGGUCUACAAUCAUCCCUACUCUCAUCUCUCACCAUACCAUUCAACACAUGGCUCACCUUAUGCCUCAACCUACCUCGGUUACCAUGGGUACAACAUGACCCCACACCUGGGAUUCCCUCAUCCCAUGCCCCCUUGUCCACCAUUAGGUCCAGAACACAGCUUCCACCAAGGGUUAGCUCCUCCACCUCCAGGCCUCUUUCCGAGCCUUGGUUCAAACCUUGGCUCAGGUCAUAGCCUCUACCCUGGGCUCACUCCUCCUGCUCCGUCCAGCACUGAGGUGCAGCUGAGGAGAGUUCUUCACGAUAUCAGAGGAACAGUCCAGAGUCUGGGCCAGAACCGAGCCGACACUCCAGAUGCGUUUAUUGUACACAGAGCAGCUCCAUCAAACAACCAGUCUUUGGCCGAGUUGCAGCAGAAGAGGCGAAGUCUUAACUUGUUCCGCAGUCAGAUGAUGGACUUGGAGCUGUCAAUCAUACGACAGCAGGCUCUGGUGUACAAUCACCUGAGCCCUGCUGAUAGGCUAGAGUUGGAGCAGCUUCAAUCACUGAGGUCAGCUGUCAGAGAGGAGCUACAGGAGCUGGAGCAACAGCUGGAAGACAGACUGCUUGAGUUGACACAACAUGGGGGUCUCCGUAGAGACACCAGUGUGGACAGUCUGUCCACGGCUUCUGCACUGAGAGCAAUGGAGCCGGUGUCAGACCUCCUCAGAGAGCAGCUCUACCUCCGAUCAGAGCUCAGCUAUGACGGCCACACCCCCUCCACACAUCCCUCCUCCAGAUCAUCCAGUCCUGUACAAGGAGGUGGAGGAGAUCAGGAGCAGUCCCAAGGCGUGUACAAAGCAUCAAUUAACAUAACCCCAGCCCCCCCUCCCCGACCAAACACACUCACUGAGGAAGAAGAGGAUGAGGAGCAAGAGGGAAAUGGGAGGGGAGGAGGAGGGGGAGAGGCUCCAGAGGAGGAGGGAGCUGUGGGAGGACUCAGAGUGGAGAAUCUGGAGCAGCUCAUCAAAGAGAUCCGGGAGAGCGUGGCAAAGGAGGUCAGACGGGAGAUAUACAGUGAGCUGCUGGCCACUGUGGCGCCACAGAGAUCGCCUCUGCCUGCCAAGCAACAACAAUCAUAGUCAUGGCGACAUCUAAGCACCGCCCCUUUCACCUUCAGCCUUAGUAACCACAGCCUGAGCAGCAACACUGUCUGUGUGCAACACUGUAUAGCAGAGCAACACUGUCUGUGUGGAACACUAUGUGUCUGUAACACUGUAUGUCUGUAACACUGAUGAUGGAACGAACACGCCACCUACUAAACCCCGCCCACCACACCUGCUGCAGAUGUGACGCAGACAGGGAUGAGGACUGGACUUUGUCACAGCACGGUGGUGUGAUGCAUGCUGGGAAGGUUGUCAAAGCAGAACCACUAGCAAUGAUGUGUUUUCUUUUUCUUAUGUUUUGUUUCUGUUUUUUUUUUUUUUCAAACUGUUGAUCAAAGCAAAGCCUUAAACAACAACCACUUCUGCUAAUACUUCCAGUACUUUAUCUAGUGCUGCUAACAGCACUCUGUUAGGAUCACCACUACUAGCUCAUGUCCUGUGGAUGUCUUCUUUAACCAUUUCUUUACAUCUGAUCCCUAUCUGAGAUCACAUCAGCAUAUUGGAUAAAGUCAUUAUGAUAAUAAUAAUAAUAUUAAUAAUAAUAUAUUAUCAGCAGUUUGUAAAUAUCAAAAUCUCUGUCUGUGAGGAUUCUGGCUUCACAUCAAUACAAAGAGUAAGGUUAUUCUACAUUCAAAAACUAAAUAUGAAACCUAGAUGGUAUUUCUUCUAAACACAGAACUUUGACAGUUUUUAGCUUCUUUUGAAAUCUAUAGCAGUAAUAAUUUCAACCAAAUUGCUCAAAUUGUUGCAAGAAUGGAACAGAAAACAAAGAAUUACAGUUGCAAAAGGUAAAAAUAGAUUUUUAGGGCUAUUAUUUAACAAAUGAAGAUAAUUAAUAAUGACAAAAUAGGAUUUAAUGUCAUGAAAACAAAUUUUCUUUUCUCUUUGUUUUCUUUUAUUCAUUUAAGGACAGAAAUCUCACAGACAGAUUUUCAAAACUGUUUGUAUAAAGAUAUACCACUAGGGGAAAGUGUCAUAUUGCUGCAGGGAGAAUUGAACAUAUUAUCAAAGCAGCACAAAUGGGAUGAAUAGCAUAAUGUAAAUGCCUAAAAUGUCUUUGAAUCUGUGCUCUAAUGCCUUUUAUUAAGAUGUUACAGUCUUUAUUCUGCAAUAAGAGUUUACUGAGGAGCCAAAUGAGCCUUCACCUCUUAGGCCCUGUUUAUACCCUGCAUUAACACAACUCAAUAUUACAACAGAUAUUAAAGUGGUAAUACCUAAUGCUAGGUGUGAACGCUACUUGAUGCACACUGAAGACAAACUGAUAUCUGAUAGCUCAGACUACAUGUCGAGGUUGUCUGGGAUGCCUUAAUCCAGAUUGAUGUAGUAGUGUAGACUGUGUGUACUGCCCUAAUAACUGACAUUAUCUGUAGUUGUCUGCCAUAGUUUCUUUGCAGGUGACAUCAAGCAGCAGCUGAGAAUUCCCAAUGGCUGGCAAGUUUGAGAUGUGAUUUCUGCAUACAGAAAAGCUACCAAAAAGGCAAUGUCUGAACUGUUUACAAAUUCUAAGCAUUCAAAGUGCCAAAAAAACAGUCUUAAGUCUUAAGCUACUUUUGUGUCCUGGAAGUAAUGAGAUAUUCAUGCCCAUAGUUACUCAGCUAAUGUCCAUCUCACUAACGUCCGGCCUCGCUCGUUGUGACGGGAAUUGCAUCUCUUUUGAGAGAUCUGGAUCAUUAGGCUCAUCUCAGAAGAGCAAGAUGUUUGGCUACCAACGGCUUCACAUUUAGUAACAGUUUCGUUUUUUAAGUGUAGAUUAAAUAACAACAGAGGAUGGAGGAAAGGAAACUGGCACUCAAACUGGAGCUAGCUACCAUGGCUCAUGUAAAAGAUUUGUUUUGUUAAAGAGGCUCGUACGCAAAUGGCCCAUAAUUACUUGGUCACUUAUCUCAAAAAAGGUUUAUUUGGUUGAUAGUGUGUCACUGUUUCACUUAAGAGCAUGUUUUGUGACAAAGUUAGAAAUAAUUUAUGUGUUAAAGUAGCUCAGCCAGCCUCUUAGCUCAGUACAAGACUCCUCUAGACACGUCUCCCUUCAUCUGGCUAGAUGAUCCUAGAUGCUAGAAGGUAUUUGCAAAAUUGUUCGCCAGGUAAAUCGGUUAAGCUGUUUGUAAAGUGUAGGGAUCGUCCUCAAUGUAUUUAGAGGUCUGUUUAGAACUGUCAAGUACUAAAUUCCCUGCAUUCCCUUUUAGUCCUACACCUGGUUCCCACUUCCUGCCCUCAUCAGGCAUUGAGGAUCACAUGAUUUAUUCACUGAAGUAUUGUUAAUGUAGGGAAUGGCUACACAUACUGAAUGCAGUCAGCUUGGUAUCUGAAUGCCCAAAACAGGUGUUAAUGCAAGGUAUAAAUGACACCAUAAAAUUGUCCAUUCCAUGCACAUUUCACCUUAUUGUAAAACUUUAAACAUGCUUUUAGGUGUGGUAAAAAGGGAAUCUUAUACUCGAGCUGUCAACAUUCAUUCGUUGUCAUUGACAUCAUCAUCAUUGUCAUUGUGUUUCUGUUGCUCUCAUUUCAUUUAGAUUUGAGUCCCUCCCUCUCUUGAGGAAAAUUUUAGUAUCUGUGAAGUUGCUUUGUGAGCUUAGCUUUAGCUAUGUUUGCUACAUACCUUGGUUAACUACAUAAAUAACAUAGAAAUAGCUUACGUAGCUGCUUUGUGAGCUUACCUUAAGCUAUGUCAGCUACAUAGUUCCAUUAUCUAUGACUAAGUUAGCUGUAGCAACAUAAGCUAUAGCAAAUGUAGCUGAAGCCUACUUAGCUAUAUGGAUAUACAAAAAUCUUAAAUUGCUGCUUUGUGAGAUAAGCUUUUGCUACGUUAGCUACAUAGUUCCAUUAUCUAUAGCUAAGUUAGCUUUAACAACAUGAGCUUUAGCAAUCAUUGCUAAAGCUGAUGUAGCUAUGUAGCUGACAUUGCUGCUUCUUUAGCUUAGCUUUAGCAACAAUGGUUACGUAGCACCAUUAUCAACACCUAAGUUAGCCUAGCAACCCAAGCUUUAGCAGAUGUAGCUAAAGCUUACUGACCCAAGUAGAUAUCAUAGAUAUGUAGCUUACAUAGUUGCGCUGUGAGCUUAGCAUUAGCUACAUAAACUACAUAGCUCUGUAAUCUACAGCUAAGUUAGCUUUAGCAACAUGAGUGUAAGCAAACGUAGUUAAAGGCUACUUAGACAUGUUGAAAGUGGCUUAUAUAGCAGCUUUCUGUGCUUAGCUUAGUUUUUUCUACGUAAGCUACAUGGCUCCAUUUUCUACAGCUAAGUUAGCUUUAGCAGUAAAUAUUCAAGCAAAAAUAGUUAAAGCUAACUUAGACACAUAGAUACGUGGAUUAUAUAGGAGCUUUGUGAGCUUAGCUCUAGCUACGUUAGCGACAUAGCUCUGUUAGCAGGUCAAGUUUUAUGACUUUUGGUAUCUUUAGAUUUUGAAACUUUUAGUGCGUAUUUCCCUUCUGAGAUGUAUCCCAUCUCAGAUGAAUGGUCUGUAAAAGUGGCAGUCAGAGAUGAGCCGUCUGCAGCCGGACUGUUCUGUCCGCAUCCAGUCUUUGUGCUACGAUAAGCUAAAUGCAUCCUGAAUUUAAAUGAUUUUACAAAAUGUUCCUUUAACACUCUUAGUGUUUGUCCUGGUUGUCACUGAGCAUGUAGAGGUUAAGGUGUGAUAUUAUGAGGUACUGCGGAUGUCAGAUUUAGAAACCAAUGGUUAAACAGUAAGUUGUAAUGACGACGGUGAUGAUAAUGUUGAUGAUGAUGUUGUGAAUGGUUGAACGAAGAAGCUUAGGUAUUGUAAGGGUUAGCAGGCAGUGAGGCUAAAAUGUUAGCUUACACUGUCUGUGUGCAAUAAUUUGAGAGUUUAUGCUGAUUACUGGGACUAUUAACAAAUUAACCACUUCUUACAUUUCACAAACAUCUUCCUGUUUAUCUGGUAGAUAUUACAUUCAAGCUUGCAUGUUUUAAUGGGAGGAAUACACAUAGACACAAAAUCAGCAAAAUCAAUAACUGAUCUGUAGAUUGGAAUUUACAAAUUCUUGCUCAUCUCUUUUUGGGGGAGGGGAGAUUAAGUGUUAAGAUGUCUGUCUUGUCCCUUUUAAGUUUCCAAGCAUACGCUUAAUUAAAAACAACGACCAAAAAAAG
Molecule: messenger RNA, 8480 nt
Organism: Cheilinus undulatus (humphead wrasse)
Lineage: Eukaryota; Metazoa; Chordata; Actinopteri; Labriformes; Labridae
Gene: itprid2
Product: ITPR interacting domain containing 2
Exons: 22
Coding region: 298-4350 (1350 amino acids)
Molecular function (GO): signaling receptor binding
Source: RefSeq, a predicted model, not a curated record